AUGGGGGAGGGUGAGACAUCUACCGCCAUUUUGCGUUUUUUACAAAGUCAGGAGUCUAAGUUAAAAGAUAAACUUUCUCCUCCUGAUACUGAGGAAGAUGAGAGUAAAUCUGAGCCUACAUGGCUUGAUGAGCAGGAUCGUCUUGCUGAGUACGAAUCAUCUCAGUCUGAGCGUGCUAAUGAUAUGACUGUGAAAGCUAUCCAGAAACUACGUGCUGCGAAUAUCUUACGUUCGUAUGCUGAGGGUAUCCAUGCUGAGCUUGAGAAGCUUAAAUCUGAGCCUGGUGAUCAUUCAGGUGAAGAGCUUAAGUUAACUACGCAGCUUGAGGCAAAUUUGGCUCGCGUUGCAUUGUUACACAAGCAGUCUGAACUGCUGCGUCAUGAAGCAGAUGUGGCCCGGAUCAAACUUAACAAUGUCCAUUCUUCCGCGGAUCAUUCUAGUUUGUUGUUUCAAGAUUGCAACAUGUUAAAAAUCGGCCCUUUGUUUUAUUCUGCUCGCAGUGACAACAUCGACCAUAAGGACCGUGUUCCGCUUAUGGCUAAAUUGAAUGGGAAUUCUUUGGUGAUUUACCAUGAUCGCAAACCUCAGAUUACGUAUUACUUGGUUGACAUAUCGCUUCCUACAAGGCCAGCAGAGAAUGCGCCUAGUUGUUUCACGUUUGUUUACCGUGGAGCUCCCCAGGCACUUUGUGCUGGCAGUGAGGUGUCAUGCCACAGUUGGAUGAAUGCUCUUACUGAGGCUUGGUUUUGCCGUAAUGCCGGUCUUAAAGGUGUGAUGGUUCGGCCUAAGGAUGGGAAGAAUGUGAAGGUUAGAAGUGGCGCUGGUAAAGAUAAGUCGAAGAAAGGUGCUGAUACUCUCGCGAAGUAUGCUGUGAAGGAUAACCCCGAUAAGGGUCUCAUAAACAUGGAGGUAUAUGUUGAUGAUAAGAAUAAGACGCAUAUGACUGUCAACGGUAAGGAGCAGCGUGUCACUGGUACUGCUGACAUCAUCAACUUUCAAGAGGUGUUGAAGGACCUUGAGAAUAAGAAGGGCUGA
Molecule: messenger RNA, 1035 nt
Organism: Babesia sp. Xinjiang
Lineage: Eukaryota; Apicomplexa; Aconoidasida; Piroplasmida; Babesiidae
Exons: 5
Coding region: 1-1035 (344 amino acids)
Source: RefSeq, a predicted model, not a curated record